This is a messenger RNA of Hypomesus transpacificus, 1227 nucleotides long. RefSeq names its product glucagon receptor-like. Lineage: Eukaryota; Metazoa; Chordata; Actinopteri; Osmeriformes; Osmeridae. Gene Ontology annotation, biological process: cell surface receptor signaling pathway; adenylate cyclase-modulating G protein-coupled receptor signaling pathway. Gene Ontology annotation, cellular component: plasma membrane. The transcript has 12 exons. The record is from RefSeq and is a predicted model, not a curated record. Bases 1 to 1227 code for a protein of 408 amino acids. Gene Ontology annotation, molecular function: peptide hormone binding; glucagon receptor activity.
AUGGUCUAUGGAAAGGUGCUGGAAGAAACCUACCAUAAAUGGAUCCAGUACCGAGAGGAGUGUAUACAAAUGAUUCAAGAUGAGCCCUUUCCUCAAGGCCUUUUCUGCAACAGGACAUUUGACCGAUAUGCCUGUUGGCCUGAUGGGACACCAGGGGCUUUGAUCAACGUUUCCUGUCCCUCUUACCUGCCCUGGUUUGACAAGGUGUCUCACGGUAUGGUGCUUCGCCAAUGUGGGGUUAACGGACGCUGGGUGCUGAAUGAGGACGGGCAGGUUUGGAGAGACAUGUCCCAAUGUGAGGAUGAGCCGGACGUCACGUCUUACGAGCUGUGGUUCAAGCAGUUGAUGGUGAGCUUCAAAACUCUCUACACAGUGGGCUACACCCUGUCUCUCUGCACCCUGAUCUCAGCUCUUAUCAUUCUCCUAGGAAUAAGGAAACUACACUGCACCAGGAACUACAUCCACGCCAAUCUGUUUGUGUCUUUCAUCUUGCGAGCUGUGUCAGUCAUCGUCAAGGAUACCAUGCUGGAGCGCCACUGGGGCAGAGAGAUCAUGAGGCAGACAGACUUGGGAGAGAUGCUAAGUCACCAGGCUGCAAUUGGCUGCCGGUUAGCCCAGGUACUGAUGCAGUACUGUGUUCUGGCCAAUCAUUAUUGGUUCUUUGGAGAAGCCAUCUACCUGUAUUCCGUGCUCAUUGCCUCAGUCUUCAUUGACCACAACAAGUACCUCCCAUACAUCUGCCUUGGCUGGGGAACUCCUUUAUUAUUUGUCAUACCUUGGAUGUUGGCUAAACUGUUGAAAGAGAACAAUGAAUGCUGGGCUGUUAAUGAGAACAUGAACUACUGGUGGAUAAUUCGUUUUCCCAUCUUGUUUGCUUCCUUGAUCAAUUUUAUGAUAUUUAUGAAGAUUGUGAAGGUUAUACUCUCCAAACUGCGUGCCAGCAACCAGAAUGGCUACCCUGAUUACAAGUUCCGGCUGGCCAAGGCUACCUUGACUCUCAUCCCUCUGUUUGGUAUACAUGAAGUCAUCUUCAUCUUCGCUACUGAUGAACAAACCAACGAUACUCUGCGUUACAUCAAAGUGUUUUUCACGCUGUUUCUCAACUCAUUUCAGGGCUUUUUGGUGGCUGUGCUUUACUGUUACUCAAACAAAGAGGUAAAGACAGAGCUGCAAAAUAAACUGCGUAACUGGAGGAUGGAUGUGGAGACCAUGUGCUGUGGACGGUGA